This is a messenger RNA of Odontomachus brunneus, 10223 nucleotides long. Its product is annotated as protein daughterless. Lineage: Eukaryota; Metazoa; Arthropoda; Insecta; Hymenoptera; Formicidae. Gene Ontology annotation, molecular function: protein dimerization activity; DNA-binding transcription factor activity, RNA polymerase II-specific; RNA polymerase II cis-regulatory region sequence-specific DNA binding. Bases 2418 to 4493 code for a protein of 691 amino acids. The record is from RefSeq and is a predicted model, not a curated record. Gene Ontology annotation, biological process: regulation of transcription by RNA polymerase II. Gene Ontology annotation, cellular component: transcription regulator complex. The transcript is spliced from 13 exons.
UCCCAGUUAUUAUUAUUCAAUCAAUUCCCCCCUCUAGAAGUGCGUAUUUCUUUUUGAUUGCUGUUUAAAUUAUUAAUUAUUAUUAUUGUCCUUUCAUUCAAACUUUAGAGUAUCUCAGAGUAUCAAAAGUAAGUGUUAAGUAGGAUAUCAAGGAUAAAAAUCUCGAUUCGGACCGAUUAUUAUCUCUUUCUUUCUCUCUAGAUCCGACGACGUAUCCUCGACAAAUUCGCGACAAACACACACGGGUGCAUAUCGCGGCUCGGUUUCUUCCAACGUAAGCAGCCCGUCUCGAUCUGAAUUCCCACGAUUUUCCAGCGCGCUCGCAGACGUUACUCGACUCUCUCACGCGGAGUGCAACGCUUGCAGUUCGUCCGCGACGCACGUCGAGUGUAUACGCGCGAAACGAGACUGCAAAGCUCUUAGGGUCGAACCGAGAAACUGUAGAGAGAAAGAGAGAGAGAGAGAGAGAGAGAGAGAGAGGGAGAGAGGGAGAAAGAGAGACAUACAGAGAAACGUGGAUACACACAGAGCGAGAGUGCAUCGGGUGCACAAACACACAAGUACGCAACACAUACACGCAUAAAGAACCUCUACACGUACCGGUGCGUGUACCAAAGGGGGGGGACAAGCACACUUGCUCUGUGUAUCGUCUGGUGGAGGGGUAUGCUGGCUGGACCCCAGCCUCCUCCUCCUCCUCCGUGCCACAGUGUGUAGCCUAUGAGUCGAGUAACACAAAACCAGUCGUCUCUCUACUGGCUAACCAGCUGGCCGUUGGCUUCUAAUUCUCUAUCUCUGUUUCUCUCUCUCUUUCUCGUUUUCUCUCUCUCUCUCUCUCUCCUUUUCUCUCUCUGUCUAUCUCUCUCGCCUUCUCGACUGUUUUCGCCGUGGGACGUUUCACGGAUAGGCGCGUGUGCAAGUGUGUAUGUAUGUGAGUGUGUGUUCGCGCAUACGAUAAUCGACCUUCUGACCUGUGCGACCUGUCCCGCGAAAUCUGUCGCGUAAGUGAAAAGAUCAGUGCCGUGCGCGCGUCAACGAGCCAGAAACGGCCGGACGAAGAGAAUCGCGGCGAAUUCGCGCGUAGCUUCGGCAGACAGGAGAGAAGAGAGAGAGGAGAGGAGGAGUCACGUGUGUAACAGCGCGAAUGCGACCGCGAGUCCGCGUACCGCGUCGAGCCCGAUUCGAUUGGCUCGUGAAAGUGUCGGAAAAUCGAGCGCACGCGAAAUGCUCGCGUUGCGAUCGAUGUGAACGCGAGAACGGCCGCUUAUCAGUCGGGAUCGCUUAUCAGCCAGAGUCGCGUGGAGAACGCGCGGGAGUCGCGAUCCGGCCGGUUGCUGCGCGGAUUAUAGUUUCCCCGCUGCGUGAAUCCGAUCGAGGAUUUACGCUCGUUUUUUCGCGGACGAAUAAAUAAAUAAACAGCGUAGCUCCGCGAAUCGUUCUGCGCGAGCACGCGCUCGUUAUCGGCGGUGAUAACGAGCGCCCGUCGCUGUCAACGAUCGGGAGCGCGAUAAUAAUCGCCUCGCCCUGCGCGGAUAAUGCCGGCGUCGUUGGCGCGAGCCGCCGAGAAAUCCGUCCGGUUCUUCGCGGCGCAAAAUAAUCGCGGGCGAUUUUUUUGGUCGGGAAACCCGAGCGUUUCGCGCCGCAACUUUCACUGCUGAUUAACGAUUAUCGCGGCGCGCUCUCCGGGUCCGGGCUAGAACGAAACGCCGAUUCGAUAUCCGCAAUAAUCGCCGAGCGUGCCACGCCGGCGCAACCUCUGAUUAAGCGAUCUCUCUCAACGGGCGAACGUGCGCGCGUUCUACUAAAAAUGUUCAUCCACAUCAUCCGAUGUGUCUCCUGAUCAGCAAAUAAUCCGACAAACGGUGUGCUGAAUAAACAUACGGCCACACUGUGGCGUUCGCCGCGAGGUCAACUUGUCGUCGCACUCGCGCCGUUGGACGACCACGGAAUCCACGGAUCCUCACCGCAUCCCCGAGUGGCAAUUCGAGCCCGCGCGAACGUCAGAAGCGCGUCUGGAGAAUACACGUCGACAGCGAAUUGCGCGGCUGAGACACUCGGAGGAGAGUAGAGCGACUAAGCGCGACGAUUCGUGUCAAGGUGGCGAGCACGAUCGGCCGAUUGUCAAACAGGCCGCUGCGAGAAGCACCUGCGAUUAAUCCCAUCCGCCGUUUCGCGCCUUUCUCGUCGACCGCGCGACGCCGGCACGUCCCGCUCGCGGAGGAAGUCUCACGAAGGACGUCGUGGAACACGCGGAGACGCCCCGAGUGGUGACCUCUCCUGCUGUCGAUCCGUCAGCUCGUGCGAUCGUCCUGUGGCGUCGUCGUCGGCGUGGCCGGCUAUAGGCGUCACGAUGAGAGCUUUCGCCAACUGAGACGCGAUCCUUCGCUCUCACGCGACUGAUCCAACCUCUUGGAUCCAGGAUGGAUCGCAGCUUCAAGAACAACGCGGACUUCAAGAUGAAUCAGCAGAGCUUCAAGCUGAGCGACUUCGGGAUCGACGCGAAGCCGGAGUCGCGGGUCGCGAGUAAUUUGAGCAGCAAUCAGCUGUCUCGACGAUCGGCCGUUGGUCAAGUCGGUCAUCAUCAUCAUCGGUACGUUCACACGGAAAACGUUCCGCAGCAGCUUCCGACGAUGAGCCGCCUGGCGACGGGCGGCUCGAACCUGCUGCUGCUGCAGGUCGCGUGCAGUCGUCCUCACGGCGGCGGACCGUGCGGUUCAUCGUUGAUGACGUGCGACCGUGGUAACCGGCACAGUCCGAAUCAGCUCGGACAGAUGCAGAACGCGCCGCUGGCGGACCGAUUUCGGGUGUCUUCCAGCAGUCCGAGCAGUUCCGCGUCCGGGAGCAGUCCGAUCGUUCAGCUCGGUUCGGUACCGUCGCCUAAUUGCUGGAAACAGUACGGCGGACAGGAGAGCGGGUAUGGUUCGGAUGAAUUCGGCCAAGACUCGCCGAGGUACACGUCGCCGAAGGCCGCGUUGUAUGCCGACUCCUAUUAUAUCGAUGGUAACACUGCUGGAACCGGUCCCGGUGACCCAUGGACGGGUGCCGGCGGUGGCGUUCAACCCCCCUACAGCGGAUACGCACCCCCUCACCUGGCGCAGCCGGCGUACCCCAUGCACCUACCCCACGAUCCCAUGGCAUAUUCGGCGAUGUCGCCGAACGGGGAAUCGACAGCGCCGAUCUUGGGCUCGGCGGUGACCAGUGCGGCCUCCCUGCCGCCGAUGUCAACAUUCCGGGGUAGUGCCGCGGUCGCGGCGAACAGCGGCACGGGAGCACCGUCGCCGGCAUCGUUGCAAUAUAGCCAUAGUCCUGGUGCACCGACGACCGCGCCCUCCGCGCCCAACGCUGCGCCCACGACGAACCAGCAAACCACCCCCGGCGACACCCUCGGCAAGACCCUCGCAUCCGUAAGCACCCGAAUCUAUCCCACGGACCAAUCAGUAUCCAGUUAUAGCAGUAAUCCAUCUACGCCCGUCAGUUCGCCACCACCUUUAACCGGUUCGGCGCCAGGUUGGGCACCUGGAGCCGCACCAGUGUCCCCGCAUUUCACGGCGGACCCCAACCGUGGUAUUCACAUGCCGGCGCCUGAACAGCAGAGGUUAGACGAUGCCAUCGGCUUCCUUCGCGACCAUGCCGAGUUGGUACAGGGAACCCGAAUGGAGGAACGGCUGGACGACGCCAUAAACGUCCUAAGGAACCACGCGGAGAGUCAACUAGGCCUUCACCUCGGCCCGGUAGGCCCGCAUAGCGCGAUAUAUUCGCACACCUCACCACCGCAGUUGGAUCAUCUGACGAGUCCACACUCUGCGGUAACGGUAGCACAACCUCAGGGUUCCUACCCCGGUCUCACGCCCACGCCCGACACGGACGGAUCCAUCAAGAUCGAGAGGUUACCCGUCACGAAUGCCAAAUACAUCUCUUUAGAGAAGAGGAAAGACCCACCGGACAGUAGUGGCGGCGAAACGAAGCCGUCGAGCAGUGAACUCGCGGCCGCCGGUGUGAUCGGGGCUGCCACGGUGAAUUCGACGUCGCAAGGCAAGGGCACCAAGAGAUCGCGCAGAUAUUGUUCGAGCGCCGAUGAAGACUGCGACGAUCCCGGCACCAAAGCGGUGCGCGAGAAAGAACGUCGCCAGGCCAACAACGUGCGUGAAAGGAUACGCAUCAGGGACAUCAAUGAAGCCCUGAAGGAAUUAGGAAGAAUGUGUAUGACACAUCUGAAGACCGACAAACCUCAGACGAAGCUCGGCAUUCUCAAUAUGGCUGUCGAAGUUAUAAUGACGCUCGAGCAGCAAGUUAGAGAGCGAAACCUUAAUCCGAAGGCUGCGUGCUUAAAAAGAAGAGAAGAGGAGAAGGCCGAGGAUGGUCCCAAAUUACCUGGCCAUCUCGCGGCGCACAUAGCACAUCCGCAUUCUCAUGCUCAUGCACACUCUCAGGCGCCCUUCCCCGCCUUGCCCGGUCCGCAGCCUUCCCUUCAGCACAAUCCACCGCAACCGCAGUAGCAGCGGCUCAGUGGCGGUGUCAUUCUGUGUUAAGGGGUAGAUACAUCUUAAAAUCGACAAGUUUGCCGAUAUGACUUGCAUAUCCAUAUGGAGAUACUUUCGGCUCGCGCGAGUUGCGAGAAACGCGCAGAAAAUUGUGGAUAUUAUACGUGAUGCGUCGCAUUGUGUAGACGAGGAGGAAGGCGGUGGAGGAGGAAGAGGAAAUAGAAGAAUCGGAGGGGUGGGAGGAAGAAGAAAAUGAGAAAUCCGUUUAGCCGGUUCUGUUUUACAUAUAUCGUUUACUACUUAGUAGCGUUUGUAUAUUAGUAUUUUGUAUGAUUCUACUUAAAGCCUUGGAUCAUCAUCAUCCUUUGAAAUCACAAUCUAUCUAUCAGUGAUUGAAGAGAAAAAGUCUUAGAGUAUUACAGUAAGGAGCGGCACCGAUAAUACCCAUAACUUUUUGCAGCAGCUCUUUUACACGUGUGCGAGUUAAAACAAGAAAGAGAAGAGAUUUCGUAUGCUCAUGUGUAAGCAUAGCGCGCGCAUGUAUAGUUUUAAGAGGCAUCUACCCCACCCCCACGAGGCGGCUUCAAAUUAUUUUUAUAAAUAGCGAGAAAAAGAAAAAGAAACAAAGGAAUAUGGUUCCUCUCUUUCGAGAUAUAUAAUGUGUAGUACGAUCGAGGUUUUAUUAACGGUCGAACUUCGCUACUGACUCAUGUUAAAUUGCCCACUUCUGUGUAUACACUAUUAACACGUUGCGUUAUAGCGCGCAAUAGCUAGGAGGAGAACUACUCGAGUUUGCGGGAAAACAGAGCCCACACACACAAACACACACACACACACACACACACAUAUGCACACAAAAAAUACGUAUACACACAGACUAAAGAUGAAGAUAAAGGCAGCAUAAUUCCGAAAACCGGUCCAAAAAAGAACUCUCGAGCCCAGGUAUCGCUUUUUUUCAUCAUCGAAAUUGACAUUCGCGCAUUGUGAUACUUUGUUACGCGAUCUCUUCGAUUCCCAUGAAUUCAGCUCAUUAUCGCGUUAUGAACCGCGAAGUUCUGCAAGAUUCUGCGAGUCUCUCUGCAAAUCUUCGUCGCCGACGGAGAGCACACGUGAUGCGUCGCCAAUGUAUAUAAACGUAUGAACUGUGUCGCCUUUAUGUUGAUCAUUAGACAAUGAAGAUACUGUAUAUAGAGAUUAUCGUUUACGAGCGUCCUAGAGUGUGAAUCGAAGAUGCUAGCGGUUCGUUCACGCUCGCACAGAGUAACAACCCACCGUCACCCACCACUUUGCAAACUGGCUGCCGCGCGGUGUCGUGAGAAAAUCAUACUUUCCGGUGCUUGCAGCUUCUCUCUCGACGCGUGCAACUCUCGAGUUUAGGAAAAAAUGCGGGGAGGACGAGUUUUCUGAGUGCGCGUACACGAUUCACUUCGACUCGGCAAAUUCGUUCUCCUUAAAUAUUAAAGAAAAAAGAGAUAGACAUGUCGAUUAUAAGUAUUGUUCGGCGCGAUAAAGAAGCUGCGAUUUUCAAGUAGUGUAAUCAAAAUUUCUCGCGAUACCGCGCUGUCCAAAAUACUCUCCAGCUAUCGAAAUUUCUCUCUUACAUUAGUAUCACGAAAGAAAUCAAGAGAAAUAUAUAAACGCGAAGGUUAUCCUAUUCGACGAAGCUAUCGGCAUAUAUUUAUUUCGCUAUGCUCGAACGUUUUAUCGCUAAAAUUUGAUUAUAUAUAUAGGCUGUCUUAAAACUAUAACACAACACUUUAAUAGUGUAUUCUGCAGCUUAACACUUUACUACCCGAAAACCUAUUUUAAUAGGUUUCCUACCGACGGUGCCGGUAGGCAAAGUGUUAAUUGAAGUCGAAAAUAUUGUUGCCUCAAUACUUUUCAAGUUAUAUAUAUAACUAAAUUAUAUAUUUUAAUUAAUUUCCCAGGUGGGAUAUACUUGAAUAGAAUUUUAAAUAAAAACUUAGUCAUUGAGACAUAUAUAGUAUUAAUUGGAAAGUUAAAACGACGUGGAAGUUCUUUUAUUUUUAAACACUCAGAAUUUUCGAUCUCAACUAAACUCCAGAAUGCAUUAUUGAAUUGUUCAUACGAUAGUUUUAAAAUAUCCUGUGUAUAUACAUAUAAAUAUAUAUAUAUGUAUAUUAUAUGCAUAUAUGCCAUUUAUAUAUAUUUAAAGUGCCAUUUAGGACAUUUUGGAUUUUAAUAUCAGGCUGAAACGAAGAAUUCAGCCUUAGUUUAUAUUAAGCGUAAUUUAUACGUGCUCGUUAAUACAUGUAAAUUUACUCUUCAUCGGUGAGCUAUUUUAAUAAUUUCUUUUCCAGAUUGUGUAAAAUAGCGUGAACGAUCCGUGUCCAAAACCGGAAGAAAAACCGUACAUUUGUAAGAAAUAAUAUUUAAAGAUUUUUGUUUUGUAUCACGUCAAAUGAACGAUUCUUAUGUAGAUCCUUAGGACGUUGACAUUACAUUUUAUUUCUAAUCAUCGGUCGAAUGACUUUUAAUUUAAGAGCGAUCAACGAAUAUUAAUUUAAGACGUAUUUAGGACACCUUCGAAUUAUAUAUUAAUCAUUUCUACUAAUUACAUCUCUCGUUGUCCGUGCCUUCGGCACGGAGACACGAAGUGUAACUCCGAAAUGGAUUAUCUCGAGUGUUGUUGCGGCAUUGAGUAAGGUAUAUAUACAUAUAAUGUAUAUAUGCACAUACAUAUUGGGGACAGUAAAUCUGUGCGGCUGCGGAGAAAAAUUCACGUAGAAUCUAAAAAAAAAAAAAAAGUAAAAUUACCGAAUCAAUUUGCUCGUUUUCGUUUUCACGCCGACGUCCGUUUAGAGAUGAUCGUGUGUUAAUUGUGCAUUGCAAUAUGUUGUCAACGGAAUUGACAAGCAUUUACAUGUGCCAAAACGUGAGCACGCGACGAGAAAAUAAUUACGAUGCCUGAUGCGAGGCAGAUUCCUUAACGUGAGACACACACGACACCGGUAUAUUUAAUGAAAAAACGCACAAGAUACAAACGCUUUACAUAGCGGUCUUUCUGUUUUGUUUUUCUUUUUCUCUUGACGCCGCACCGUUAGAAGGUCUUGCGAUGACGCCCACUUUGGUUUUGGUACAUCGUCGAAUCACUCUGGACCCUCUCGAAUCUUUUCGACAACGCUCCUCUUCCUGCGUUUUAUCCCCUGCCACCUGUUAUACGGUCGAGAUUUCUGUACUUAUGCGUACGGCAAAAUGUUAGAACAAACGGAACGGAAGGAGUUAAGCGUCGAAACGAAAGACGCGAAAGGGGUUCGAGACGGAAUCGCGCGGCUCAGCUCGCAUCGAUUGCGAGAGGAGCCAACCCUGUCAUAAUCACGGUUAAUUAUUAUUAAUUAUUAAUUAUCAUUAAUUAUUAUCAAUUAAUUACCGCCGAUGAGAUCUUUCGUGAGAGAGAAAGAGAGAGAGAGGGAGAGAGAGAGAGAGAGAGAGAGAGAGAGAGCAGAGAGAACGGGACAUUUUUGUUUUUGAACAAAAAUAUAGCUCAACGUAUAUGUACCCAGUUGCCAUGUAUUUUAAUUUAUUUAGAUUCUUAAAUAAAUUUUAUUGAAAACAAGAACCACGACGACGACGUAUCGAGUAUUGCCCGCUGCUGUGUUCAUUCCGCCUCUUUUCUGCUCUGUUUUCUUUCGCUUGUUCCGUAUGCUUUGCUCCUCACCGGGAGCAUCCGCGAAUAAUCCUUCCCCCCCCCCACCCCCCACCCUCUCCCACCUUCACGAAGCUAUAUUUUUCUUCAAAAGCAUGACAGGAUCUUUAUCGAGAUCACGAGGGAUCGUAGGAAUUUCGCGUGUAUGUAUCGCGCAGUCUGUGACGAAAUCUUUCGCUUGUCGAUGAACUUGAACUCAUAUCAAAACGUGUCAGACAUAUCGUAAUUUAUAUUUAUUGUAAGGUAUGUGCGUGCAAAUAUUUUAUCUUUCCUCGUUUCUCGAACGCUUCUUAGAUUUUAACUCCGUCGUUGUUUCAUGUAACGGCAAUCCUCUCGAAUCGAACGAUAUCUAAAUCAUGCGCUUGCGAAAUUGCGCCUCGGUCAUCUUGAUGAUCACGCUCGAGACACUCACAUUGUUAAGCCAGCUUUUCCCUUUUCGCUCAAUCGGCCAAUCGGAACUUUCGUCUUUGAUAACGAUCGAGUGCCUGCCUCAAUUGUGCGAAGUGUCGUAGUAUGAAGUGCAUCCUUCGACGAGAGAUGUUGCGGCCGAGCAGUGAAAUCGCGCGCAAUCCAAAAAUCGCAGCGCGCGGUUAUCGCGAAUCACACAGAACACAAUCAUACAGAGUGAAGUACCGUCGAGAUACUCCGAGAUGUAACGUUUGAUACAAUACCCUGAGCGACAUCGUGAAUACCUUCGAAGUCUCUCGUUCUCUAAUCUUACCGAAACCGAUCGACAAUUGCGGACAAUGAGAAUAAUUAGCGAGACUGUCCCGGCGUUGAUUUUUCUAAGCUAUGUGUGUAAGUUCGUUCACAUGCCCUCACUAGAUCAUAGAAUUAUUACGAGAGAGAAAUCAUUUUCGUUAUCGAUCAGGAUCUGUAGAUUUGUAGGUAAUCUGAUCGGCAAGAACUCGCGCAACCUCGCUCCGCUCAUAAAUUAAUAAUCAUUAAUCAUGCUCCCGCGUCGUCGCGGGCGACGCUUUAUAAAAUACUUAAUGACAGGAAGGAGACGGGAGUAAAAAGGAAAGGAAAAGAGGCAGGGAGGGAAGAAGGAAGGUAGACAGAAAGAGAAAACGUGACGAUAAUUAUACAUUGUGACAAAUUGCAGAUAGAGGAAGAGGGAGCCGCUCACAGACACUAAACUAAAAAGAAAAAAGAAAAAAAACUACACGAUCACGUACUUGUACUCGCGAAGGUAAUCAUGUAAAAUAAUAACGACAAUAAAUAGCUCGUAAGCCAGUCUAAGCUAGACACUUGUCGAUAGUCGUAGAUAGUCAAAGUGAAGAAGCCGAAGAAGGAGAGGCGACAGUCUAUAACGGGGGGUCGAAGUCGAAAUCGUAUCGGCCGUGGAAUGGAGAGGCCCCUUCACACAGACUUUUGUAAAUGAGACGAGAUAAUUACGCUCUUAAUGACAAUGACGAUGACGACGAUAAUGAUGUUAUUUUCGAGUACACGCGCAUAUCGUGGACGGCACUGUGCGGGCGCGUACGUGUGCACGCUUUCGUUUGGUAUAACGUGUUGGUUGUAAAACCUCCGCGGUGUAAGGAUCAAUUUAUUAUCGUUACUGUUAGGCGAUUAAAUAUCGGUGUGAGAAACGUGAGAGGAACUAUUGCGUCGCGGUCUAAUUGCGUAAGGGUUCAGUUUUGUCGGCACAAUUGCGAAUCGAUAAUUAUCAUAUCAUAAGGUGUAAACUAUAUUAGGCGUAUAGUACCUGUAUCAUAUGUAAUAAAAAAAAGGGAAAGAGCAAAAACGAGAGGACUAACGCGUAAGUAAGGCUGUUUGUGUGAACGGGCCUGGAAUAUGUUGUUGAGAACCGAUCUCUUCGACCCUACAUGCGAUUAUUAAUAUUAAUGAAGUACGAGAUGAAUAUAAAUAUAUAAACUGAGCGAAAGAGAAGUGGGAGAAUGUGAGAAAGGGAGAGAGUGAGUGAGUGAGAGAGAGAAAGAAAGAAAGAAAGAGAGCACGGGUAUGUGAAUGAGAGAGUGAACAAGUGUAUCGAUUGAGAAAGAAAAAAAAAUGUAAUUAUAUCACUAGUAAUAUUACCUAUCACUAAUAUAAUAAAUGUGCCAUUUUUUCCAUAA